Molecule: messenger RNA, 339 nt
Organism: Colletotrichum acutatum
Lineage: Eukaryota; Fungi; Ascomycota; Sordariomycetes; Glomerellales; Glomerellaceae
Exons: 2
Coding region: 1-339 (112 amino acids)
Source: RefSeq, a predicted model, not a curated record
AUGUUCAAGGCGGGACGGGAAGCUCAGGGCAUGACCCCGCCAAAAAGCUACGGGUCAGCCCUCGCCGUGUGUCUCUGUGGGUGUCAUCCCGACGCCGAAAGAAGGUGCUUGAGUCGAGGCUGGCAAGUCUUGACUCAAGCAUAUGAUUUCUUGUCAACCAUCACUGUAUUAUCUAGAAACGCCAUCUGCUCAGUAAAGCCAAAAUUAAAACAAUCAUCGUCCAUGCCCAUCGACUCUUCUGUGUCACCAGACGAGAAGCACAAUAAUUAUACCCAGGGCUUCGCUUCUGCUAGUUAUUGCCCAAGACUGGAGCCCCAGAACCUAGCGACUCGUGGGUAA